AUGCAGUCAAACGUCGGGAACCCCCAGGUGUAUGAGGCUGGCGACCAGCGCAAUGCCAAGGCCUCUGAAACGGGCUCAGGAACCCGCUAUCAUGAGGGUCCAGCCAACGCACACCUUCAAAAUGACCCAAAGGAUCAGAGAUCACUCUCCAACCGAGCAGCCGCUGAGGUAUCCGACGAACAAAACGAAGAAUCCCGGGAAACGUCACUACACAAGCAGGACCCAACACUUCCGGCCAAGGUGCACGGAAACGAGCCCUCAAGGGGUGCCAGGAUCGACGCUGAAUUGCAGGCGGAGGAUGAGGCGGCCUUGAAGAAAAAGGGCGAGAACAUGCCCGGGAAGAAAAUGUAA
Chaetomium globosum CBS 148.51 is the source of this 351-nucleotide messenger RNA. RefSeq lists its product as uncharacterized. Lineage: Eukaryota; Fungi; Ascomycota; Sordariomycetes; Sordariales; Chaetomiaceae. The coding region runs from base 1 to 351 and encodes 116 amino acids. The transcript is spliced from 4 exons. The record is from RefSeq and is a predicted model, not a curated record.